AUGGCGCCCGAUUUGGACGACCAAAAUUUGGCGUUCCGGACAGUGACGCGCUCUUCGCUCACGACGUCAACGAUGUUGCGCUCAGGCUCGCGUCUCUGCACCCAAAUCUCGCGUUCCUCUCGAUGCCUGGCGCGCUUGAACAGUACGCAAGCCUCCCAUGCGGCCAAUUCCAGCUCGUCCAGCUCGACACAAGAGCCAAGGACGGUUUCAUUCGGCUUCAGGACCGUCCCGGAAGACGCCAAAGAAUCCCUCGUCAAGGAAGUCUUCAAUUCGGUGGCAUCAAAGUAUGACCUUAUGAACGACGCAACGUCGUUCGGUGUUCACCGACUGUGGAAGGACACAUUUGUGUCUUCACUUCGUCCUGGCCGACGAGGACCGCAGAAGUGCAUUGACGUCGCUGGCGGUACUGGUGAUAUUGCUCUCCGAAUCUUGGACUACGCCAGAGAAAAGUACGCGGACAGGGAGACCACUGUGGACAUUGUCGACAUCAACGCUGAAAUGUUGAAGGAGGGUUAUCGACGAUUCAAAAAGACCAUGUACCACAACACUCCCCAGGUCGCCUUCCACGAAGGCAACGCCCAAUUGAUGUCCCAAUUCCCUGACAACACCUACGACAUUUACACAAUUGCUUUUGGCAUUCGUAACUGCACUUCAAUACCCGAUGUCCUCAAGGAAGCACACCGCAUAUUGAAGCCAGGAGGUACCUUUGCUUGUUUGGAAUUCAGCAGGGUGGGCAACCCUCUUCUGAGCACACUAUAUGACCAAUACUCUUUCUCGGUUAUUCCUCUUAUGGGCACUGUUUUGGCUGGAGACCGAGAUUCGUACCAGUAUCUGGUCGAGUCCAUUCGUAAAUUCCCUCCCCAGCAGGAGUUUGCGCAAAUGAUUCGCGAUGCCGGAUUCGCGACCGGCAAGGAUGAGGAUGGAGGUGCCUGGACUGAUCUCUGGGGCGGUAUCGCUUCUAUUCACAAGGGUGUCAAGUUGUAG
Molecule: messenger RNA, 984 nt
Organism: Coprinopsis cinerea okayama7#130
Lineage: Eukaryota; Fungi; Basidiomycota; Agaricomycetes; Agaricales; Psathyrellaceae
Product: ubiquinone/menaquinone biosynthesis methyltransferase UbiE
Exons: 3
Coding region: 1-984 (327 amino acids)
Biological process (GO): ubiquinone biosynthetic process
Molecular function (GO): methyltransferase activity
Source: RefSeq, a predicted model, not a curated record